Molecule: messenger RNA, 810 nt
Organism: Fraxinus pennsylvanica
Lineage: Eukaryota; Viridiplantae; Streptophyta; Magnoliopsida; Lamiales; Oleaceae
Source: the annotation of a GenBank genome assembly
AUGGAAUUCUCCGACGAGAAGUCAUCGGAUGCCAAAGCUUGGAGCCUAUUCAAGCUUCCAUUCCGGAACCAGCACUCGACUACGACGUCUUCUUCUUCUGGUUUUGUUCAUUACAAUCAGCAGCAACAGAGUUACAAUAAUCAUAAUAAUAUUAACGAUAAUUCACAGGUGGAAGGACUAAAGGCUCAUGGUUCCAGCUCGGUUUCUUCUGUUGCCAGAUCUCUGCUCCCCACGCGACGUCGUCUUAAGCUCGAUCCCGCUAGCAAGCUCUAUCUUCCUUAUGAACCUGGUAAGCAAGUCCAAAGUGCUAUUAAGAUUAAAAAUGCAAGCAAGUCUCAUGUAGCUUUCAAGUUCCAAACAACAGCACCAAAAAGCUGUUUUAUGAGACCUCCUGGGGCAGUUCUCGCUCCUGGCGAGAGUAUUAUAGCAACUGUAUUCAAGUUUGUAGAGCCUCCAGAGAACAAUGAAAAGCCAACAUAUCAGAAGAGCAAGGUGAAGUUUAAAAUCAUGAGCCUAAAGGUGAAUGGACCGAUGGACUACAUAGCAGAACUGUUUGAUGAGCAGAAGGAUCAAGUGGCCGUGGAACAGAUACUUCGGGCAGUAUUUCUAGAUGUGGAACGUCCUAGCCCUGCUCUAGAAAAACUGAAGCAGCAGUUGGCUGAGGCUGAGGCUGAAUUGGAGGCUCGCAAGAAACCUCUAGAAGAUGCAGGUCCAACAUUUAUUGGUGAAGGACUUGUCAUCGAUGAAUGGAAAGAAAGAAGAGAAAGAUAUCUAGCACGUCAACAAGUAGAAGGGGCAGACUCUGUAUGA